Messenger RNA from Adineta ricciae, 2712 nucleotides. The record is from the annotation of a GenBank genome assembly. Lineage: Eukaryota; Metazoa; Rotifera; Eurotatoria; Adinetida; Adinetidae.
CAGAUCGAUCUGCUAUCGUGUUCGUGCAUUAGUCUAGUUGUAGUACAUUAGUACUUUCUAGUAUGGCCCCCGAGAACUCGAUAAUUAGAUUUAGAUAUCGUACAUUUAAUUUAAUUUUUUUUCUUCUUCUUCUUUAUCUUAAUCCGUAAAGACGCUUGUGCCAGAGUGUCGUGCAAUUAUGGUACAUGUAUCAACGAGGGCACGUCGUACAGAUGCGAAUGCCAUCGAGGAUAUGAAGGCGCAGUAUGUGAUCGACAAAUCGAUCCGUGCGCGAACUUUGUUUGCUACAACGAAGGUGUAUGUACGGUUCAACAGGAUAGUCAACCUGUGUGUCAAUGUGCACCAGGUUUUCGCGGACCGAAUUGUUAUGAAUCCGAUGACUCCUGUGAAAAUGUCAAUUGCAAUUAUGGACGAUGUCUGACUAACCGGCAUGAUGGUACACCGUACUGUGAAUGUAUGCCUGGUUAUAUGGGUGUCGUGUGCUUGGAUGCAGCGAAUGCUGAUGACGGUAUUGAUCCAUGUUUACGCUACGAUUGCUCAGGUGGUACCUGCACGAAUGAUCGAGGUGUCCCUCGGUGUAUAUGUCCAGCGGGCCGUGUAGGAAGUCAUUGUCAAGAGGAUGUUUGUGCAGUGUAUCCAUGUGCAAAUAAUGGCCAAUGUGUUCCGGAAGGAAAUAGUCGACGAUGUAUUUGUUCACCACCCUAUUACGGUGAUGAUUGUCGAGAUGUUCAUCGACCCAAUCCAUGCGAUAAUGUAUACUGUGCGUAUGGUCAAUGUCGAGAGGGUAUUUGUGAAUGUCAUUCAGGAUAUACAGGAGCACGAUGUGAUAUUCCACCUGCCGAUCUCUGUGCUGGUAUCAAUUGUAAUCACGGAACAUGUCAUGAAGGUCGUUGUUUAUGUCCGGAAGGCUACACAGGAUAUCAUUGUGAAACUCCACUUGCUACUCCACCUCCAAUCUCUUAUGUCGCUUCAACUUUACCUCGAGAGCCAUUAACGGCCUCUGUCAUUGGCCCUAAAAAAGGACAAUUAAUUGAUUAUGGGCGUGUAUUGGGUGCUCGUGCCGGUCCCAUCGGAUGGAUCUUGGCAAUUGUCAGCGCUCUACUUCUAAUUCCACUCGCAUUAGCUUUUGCUGCACGUAAAUGUACACAUGGCGCGUGCUUGCCAGGCGGUACUCGUUCAGGCUACUUACCAGUAUUAACAGGAACAUCAGCACUUUAUACUGGUCCUGCAAGCCAUGCAGUACGUGAUUUACAAUUAAUUGAUCAACGUGGCGAUAAUAUGGCCGCAUCAGCAGCUGCUGGAUCAUCCGGUGGAUUGGAAACAACGCGUAUCGAACAGACACGCGAAAUCGUUAGAGAAUACGGCGGUAUGGAUACCGCAGGUGGUAUUUUCACUACAUAUCCAACACUUUCAUCUCGUUAUGGUGAUUUUGCACGCGAUGCUCAUCAUCAACAAUCAUCGGCAGCCUAUUCUCAACAACACGUCAUCGAAACAGAUUAUCAUGCACCACCUGUCGGAGAUUUUGGUUAUGGUCGUGGCAUGGCCACGGAAGGAUAUCGUGAUACAUUCGAAUCAUGGGAGAAUGCUGGCGGUGGCUAUUCAAUGAAUGCCAUGUUUGCGGACGGUGGCCUUCAAACAGACUAUGAACUAAGUAAUAUCAAUUCGGUUAGCAUGACACCUAAUGGAAAAUAUGCAAUCGUUGGACAAAGUCAAGGACCUCCGCAAAUCUGGGACGCUGUUAACGGUCAACUCGUAUCAAGUAUGCAAGGAACCAGUGUCAAUUGUAGUAAAGUGGCCUUGGCGUGUAGUGGCACACUCUUGGUUGGAUUGGCUAGUGACGGUGUCGAUGCUCAACCAUGUGUACUUCAAAUCUGGGAUGUUAAUACCGGCAAACCGGUUCAAUUGACUCAUCAAAUAAAAUGUGCCACAUUCACAUUAAGUAACAACUCAAAUAAUCUAGUUAUGGCUGGUAAUCAAAAAUACGGACGUGGUAUAUCAGUUGGCAUUCUCGAUUUGAAUAAUUCCGAAUUGACAAAAGAAAUCAAAUCAGAUACAAAUCAGUCUUAUGGUGGCUCACCUUCAUUUAUCAGUUUGACUCCUGAUGAACGUCAUGCAAUUGUUGGCUGCCCAUCAGGUCCAGGUUCAACAACAUUUGUCGUGUUUGACUUAACAACCCAACAAGAAUUGAUUCAACCACCAACAAUAGCAUUAGAUUCUGAUCCAAAAUGUUCGAUCGUUUUGAAUAAUGAACAAAUGGUAACCGGAACAAAGAACGGACAAUUAGUUCUUUGGGAUAUCGCGUCAUGUCAACGUUUACACACAUUAAAUGACAAUGGACAAAAUGCACACCGUGAUCGUAUUACUGAUUUAAAAUUAUCACCCGAUCGUUCAUGUUUUGUUUCAACAAGUGCCGAUGGUACAGGCAAAGUUUGGGAUUCGAAUUCCAAAGAAUUGGUUUCAAAAUUAGUUGGACAUAAACGAGAAAUUACUUGUUCAUGUAUUUCAACGAAUCAAUUAGUUGCAACUGGUUCGAAAGAUCAAAAUAUAUGUUUAUGGCGUUUACAGACGGGUCAAAUCGCGUCGACAAUGCCUGUUGGUAUGACACCAGUUGAUAUACAUAUGGCUGCACAUAAUCGAACAAUAGUUGCCAUCGGUGACAAAGAUGGUGAAAGACAAUUACUAAUGCUUCGCGUUGUCUCUGUACAACGAUAA